AUGGAAGUGAGAGGCCCAGUGAUAUGGAUGUUGUUAAUGUGUUGCAUCUUUGGUAACAUAAUUGGAAGUCAUAACAAUGAUUUUGUGGAAGCCAAGAGCUUUUCUAAAUCUAAAGAUUUAGAAAUCGAGAAGAGACUAAAGACUAUCAACAAACCCGCAGUCAAAGUCAUCAAGACCAUAGAUGGAGAAAUAUACGGAUGUGUGGAUUUCUUCAAGCAACCAGCAUUUGAUCAUACUUCUAUGAAGAAUCACACAUACCAUUACAAGAUGCUUUCAAUCUGGAAAGGAAUGAGAGAAAGAGAGACAAACAAUACCGCUUUUGGUUAUUUAUGGGAGAAUGGUGUGGGUGUCCCAUUGAAGAACAUAGGAAAGAGGUUCAAUGGAGUAUCGAUGGAAGUUUGUGUAACCGCUCCAAAGGUUAAGCCAGCCCAAUGGAGUUCUUCAAGACUUCACUUUCAGAUUGGAAAUGGUUUCCUUCAAGUUGGUUUCCUUCAAGUUGGUUUGACGUCAGGUGGAAGAUCAUGUUUCAAUAACUACUGUGACGCUGGAAUGAUAGUCAUUCGUCAUGACUAUCCACUUGGUAUGGCGCUGCCAGCGUCUAUUCGUGGUGCUGAGACAAGUAACUAUGCAAAGUUCAAUGUAUACAAGGUUUUCCUCUUUCUUAAUACUAGUCACUGA
Messenger RNA from Arabidopsis thaliana (thale cress), 678 nucleotides. RefSeq lists its product as uncharacterized. The transcript has 5 exons. The coding region runs from base 1 to 678 and encodes 225 amino acids. The record is from RefSeq and is marked reviewed. Lineage: Eukaryota; Viridiplantae; Streptophyta; Magnoliopsida; Brassicales; Brassicaceae.